AAAUUCUGUAGCUCAUCGGCUCAAUAUAUUUGUGUAGCCUAAUUCUGGUCUAUGUAUUUUACCCAAAAUGCAAAUGGAAACAAGAAAUACCCCGUUGGUGUCCUCAAUGGUCCAAACACGGUCCUUCGAGAGAGUGUUGGCCCCCAUUGCAGCCCAGGUCUCUCAGUUGAUCAUCCUGAAUGAGUCUGCCGAGACGGAAGGGGGCAAGCUGCCCAACUUGGUCCCCUUCGCCCAGCAGGUGCUGCGAGCCACGGAGGACUUGGCCCAAGUCGGGCAACAUCUCAUCAGCCAAUCCACAGAUGAGGAGCUCUGCGCAGAAAUGCCCAAGGCCUGUGACCGAAUGAAGUCGACAGGCCGCAACGUUCUCAUGGCCGUACAGAGACUACAGGCUGAGCCUCACUCCGAUGCCGCCAAGGAGAACAUGGUGACGGCUGCGAGGAGACUACUACAGGCAACUGUGAAGGUCCUGCUUGUGUCGGACGGUGCUGAGGUCCGUCGCAUCAUCCAAGCCGCCCACUUUGUGCUGGACAGACUCCGCCUCCUACAGUCCCUGGAGUCUAUGAAGGCUCUGGUGGUUGCCUUUAAGGCCUUCACAGAGUCUGUGAUGACGCUCAGCGGUCUCUGCGACCGACGACAGCAGGACCUCACCCAGCCGCAGACAAAAGAGAGAAUCCUUGUUGCCAUGGAUACCCUACGCAAGGCAGUGCCCACGCUCAGCGCGGCCAUGCAGACCUACGUCAAGUACCACGGCAGCACCCAGGCCAAGGCAAGUCGUGACUUUGUAAUCAGUCAGGUAUCCUCUGCCAUCGCAGACAUCAUUCAGCUGAUGGGGAGUCAGUUACCAGACUCAUCGGGAGAUAGGGAUGAUGGGGUAGAGGCAACAGCACAGCAGGAGAUGCAUCAGGAGGAGCCUGGCCACUUUGCCAAAAAACUUGACAAGUUGAUACAGCUGCUCUCUCCCAACCAUCGCACGUUGCUGGACGGUGAUUUCUACAACCACGUAGGGGAUGUAGUUCGGCACAGUAUGUCUGUCAGUGCGCUAUCCAGGGACAAUCUGCGGCAGCAGAUCACUGCAUCGUGCAAACAGAUUUUGAAGCAGCGUGGCUUGAUCCAGGACCGGUCGGAGGGAAUCAAGGACAACCCAGACUUCAAACAGCUGCGCUCUGACUAUGACCAGAGCUGCGAGCACCUAGCCAAGGAACUACUGGUCCUGGAGAAGCUGGUCAAGUUUGCGCUCAUCGGGCAGACCGUCGAUGCCUUUGUGGAGACAGUGGAGCCCCUGGACAGAAUGGUCAAGGCCGCUACAACCACACUUAAGGAAAAGGGACCCCUGCGAGAAAGAGACUGCGUCCGAAUUUUGCAGCCACUGGAGGACACAUUCCACGAACACACAGACAGGAUGUGCCAACUCGGUAGUUUUGCCUCAGCGAGUUGCACAGAUAUGCAGAGAGCUACCAACUUGCUCCAUUUGGUGAGUUCUCUGGAACAGCUGGAUCCCGAAGUCUUCCCAGCAUGCCUUGCCGUGCGUCAGGACAUUCUGGACAGAGGGGCCGUCCGGCACUUGAAGCUGAUUCGCCGAGAGUGGCAGAGCGAGGUGCAGCGAUUGGUCGAGGCCUUAGAUGACCUCAUCGACGCAAACAGAUUCAUGGAGGUAUCAGAGUCUUACAUGGAGGAUGACCUUGAAGACUGUCGGCAAGCUGAGGUCAUCGCUGACCGCGACCUCUUGUCCGAAGCGGCCAAUAACCUCCUGGGUCGGGCCAAGAGGGUCAUCCAGGUAGCGUGCAAUCAGGUGGACGGGAGCGAGGACCCGAUAUUCCGCAACGGGCUGAGGGUUCAUAUCGACCAAUUGGAGAAAGCAAUGACACUCGUGAAGAAUGGUGCGCAAAAGGCCCUCUCCCACUUCCAACUCAAGAGGGCGCAUCAACAGCUGACAGAACGAGGGCAGCACCUGCUGGAGUGCGUACACAUAGUGGCUCAGGCAAUCCUGGGCAGGGAUCAUCCCGACAUCUUGAAUCCGCUGAGGGAGGGCGUGAACAACAGGCGGAAGCAAAAAGCUGAAGAGCUUCAAGACCAUGGCGGCGACGACGCUGCGAUUGCUCCUAGACUCCGCUUCUCCAAUGUAAAUUACUUGAGUAAACCGCUGCCGGCAUCCGCAGGAGUGCUAGCCUCCGAUCCAGCCGCCGAUCUCACUGAUGGUCUGUCGAAGCUCAAGUUGUCGCAACUCUCGCCAGAUACUCGGAAAAAAGCAGUGACCCCAAUGAGGCUGUCCUACCCCAUGGCUGGACUAAUGAGGGCGCUGUUCUCUCACGAUCCAGACCCACACAGGGUGGACAGGCUGUGUGUGGAGGCAGAGAACAAGAGUUCUUUCCUGGCUAGUCUUGCUACCAGGGCAUCCGAUUGCACACAAGAUCAGCAGCUGAAAGGAAAACUGGAGUCUCAGGCACUUCAACUCAUCUCCAAAACCGCCCAGUUGGCCCGGCAGGCAAAAGCCUCCAUGGCAGGCACAGAGGCAGCAAGGACAGACGCGAAUCUCUCGUCCGAAACCUGGACGUCGUUGGUGGCUGCCCUUCGUACCAGCCUGAUGGACGUGAUUGGCUGUUGGGGGUUGCCAGGCAACAAACUGAUGGAAGAGUCGCUACGUGGCGGGACAGACGGCCUACCUAAAGAGAUCGAUAGCGUGAAUCUCCACCUCCAAAGCGUGCACCGCUUGAUCCGAACUUUCACAGAGGCGUUGCAAGCUGUCAUUACUCUCAAUGAUUCCAAAAUGGCCGACUCAUCAACUCAAGUCCAGCUGCUUCAGAAGCAGGCAUCUGAUUGGACGAAGCUGACCCACAGCCUGAUCAGCGCGGCCAAUGAGACUGUCAUAAACCCAGACGAACCCCUGCUUCAAGAUUUGGUGGAACGUCGGUGGUCGGAUUGGUCAAUCAAACAACUAGAACUCAUAUCCACCAUGGACGGAUGUGGGCUGGAAGCAAGCAAGAUGGCUGCUUCCCUGGCAACGGUUACCAUGGAGGCCGGUCAGAAUGAGGUCACUGAGCAUGUGCAGAGGCUGAAAGACUACACAAUGAAGAUGGGUCACAUGGCCGACAGCUUAUUAAGCAGCUGUGCAGACUCCACCGAACCUGAGGGUCUCAUGGAGGCCAGUCAAUCCCUAGACAAACUCAGCAAGUUGCUGUCAGAAGCCGCUGUCAGUUGCUUCAGAGUCAGGGCUGAGGGGAACUCACUGGAGCAGAGAAACAGGGGAGUGCAGAGGGUGUCCCUACUGCAGAGGGAGUGGGCUGCCAAGGCCCAGGUGCUUGCAACUCACAUCGACUGCCUAGCAGGGGACAUGACCACACCCUUGGACAGACUGAAUGGGGCAGCGCUGGCAGUCAGCCAAGCUUCAGGUCCAUCAAGGCAUGAACUGCUGGAGGAGUUUCAGACUCAGUCAGAUACCUUCAGCUCGGCGGUGUCAGGGGUCAGGCAAGCCUGCGCUCAGGCCCUGAGGCCCACCCAAGCCGGGCCCAUGAAGUCCAGCGUGUUUGCAGCCAUGGAUGCUCUGUGCAGGCUCACCCCACUGGCUGUUACGCAAGCCAGAAACAUAGCAGAUGGCCAUCCGGUGUCUAGAGAGGAAACUACCAGCAUCAAGAGAGAGUGGGCUUGCAAUGCCAAGGUUGUCAUCAACGGCUUGACAUACAAUCCUGAAGUCAUGUCAUCUACUGUAAAAGAUGUGAGCAGUGCUCUACGGUGCAACACCCAUCUCCCCGCAUCUAUCCUACCCUUCUCAGGACCUGCAUAUGACGAGUUGUCCAGACCACUUGACUCUUCUGGGCUGUCACCUCACCAGAUCAGCCUCUUGAGCACUCUACCCAGGCAAGGCAUUGCCUCAACAUUCGCACCCCGCAACCACUCCACUCCCUCCGAUCACUCCAUUGGCCCCCAGCUCCACCAGCUCGCUUCCCCCUCCCAGCCUUCCCCAUGGCAGGCUGCCUUACGUGCCUCAAUCUCUGGUCGCGUUUCCUCCUCCCCAGGGGGACGAGAUGAGAGCGACGCUGGCAAGCCAACAUCGUCGAGGAAAAGCUUCACUCCUGGGAAGGAGGUUGAUCCCAAAAGUCCAUACAGGAGCAGAGCACUUGGAAUGGGAAGCUAUGUCAGAACUCCAGGUUUACGCUCCGCCACCAGCACUCCGACAUUACAGGCACCUAGGACUGCAGGAGGGAGGGACGCUCUAAAUCACACCAGCUAUAACAGAUGCAGCUCCUCCAUUGCAGCAGCCGCCUUGGUCUUACAGCAGGAGACAGAGAAAUGGGAAGACGACACUAACUCCAUCGUUAAAGUGGCCAAGACCAUGUCUGGUCAGAUGUACGACAUGGCCAGAUACGCACGCAAGAUUAACAACCCUGCGGCAAAAGAAGAGAUGAUUAACACAGCCAAGGCAAUUGCAGCCAACGGUAAAGUUAUCUACAGGUUUGCUGAGAUCCUGGCUGAGUACUGCUUGGAUAGGAGGGUCGGAGGUGACCUCCUGUUCUGCGCUGAGAACAUUCCCUCCCUCUGUACUCAGCUCAGCAUCAUCGCUAGCGUCAAGACGGCCACGCCUAACGAUGACACCACAGAUAUCGUCCUGAUGAAGAAUGCAGAUAACCUGAUGCAGGCAGUGCUGAACACACUCAAGGCCGCUGAGGCAGCAUGUGUCAAGGGUCUGAGGGCCAUCCCUGAACUGGGCAAGGAUGAGGAGGAGGCAAGAGCCCUAGCCACGCAGUGGAGGCUGAGACUAGACCAUCACAGGCAGAUGCAGGCAUCAUGCGAGCAGGUCGAUGCCCUUGGACUCAGGAGGUUGCCACGUAACAUCUCUGCACCGGCUCUGACUCAGAUACUUGCACAACGCUGAGACCAGCUGCCGACUUCACGAGAAAGUGUGCAGCUUCCGCCAUGCGUAGGACUUGGGCAACAAAUUUGUUGCGCAGCUGCACAAUAAACUUAACAAUUGGUUUCAUGAAACUUGGUGUAGCUGCGCAACAUUUAAAUUUUAUAAAUAUCUUGGAUGAGGAUAAUAACAGCAUUUACGACGGCUGUUUGUGCAUGAUUUUGUUCGAUCCAGAAACAGUCGUUGAAUCACCUCAGCCCGCCAUUUUGAAAAUAUUUUUGUCCGACUUUCUUUGGAAGUGUGCGGCAACUCUAACAGCUUGGUCACGAGUAAGGUACUUCAAACACAAAGCUGUGAGUGUCUUGUAUCAACCUUGAUAAGUUGUGUAAUAACAGGCGCCACGACGAUCACGAUAUGCUGGUAAAAUAGGUCAUUUCAGUUGCUACGCCACAACUUACCCCAACGGUAAUGAAUCCGCAAGUUACGCCAUAAUUUGUUGCGCAAGUCGCGGGUUUAUGCAGUAUCAAACUUUCGUGAAAUUGUCAUAACUGAAACGUUACGCAGCGUCGAAUGUUGUGCAACUUCCGCAACGAAUUGUGGCGCAAGUGGACUUAUGCCUUUGCGUAAAAGUUUCGUGAAAUCGGCUGCAGGGCUGUAGUCGAGACUGUCUUCCCGAGUCGCAUUGCAAGACAGUCACAAGUCAGGACCCAAUAGAUCAAUACAUGAGGCUGCACCCACUGCAGUUGUGUACAUGCAUUCAGGUUUUUGGUCGGGGGGGGGGGGGGGGGUGCAAAAUGGGUGGUUUUUUUGAAAAAGUGGCCACAAUUUGUCAUUAUCGUUUGUAAAAUGGUAAAAAGUAGAGAGGGUAUUACAACUUGUUGCGGGUUUGGGGUGCUGGUGCUUUUAAACAGAUUAAUUCUACCCAGGUACAGGUAAAGCCUUUCAACCUUUGUACCGACCAGGGUUGGAUGGACCCUGGUCCAUCCCAGAGAUUUUGAAUAGGGUGACAGGCCCAUUUGCGUGAUGUUGGUUGACAAGUGUAGCUUGGCAAGGGAUUGUUUGCAAUUUAACAUUAGGGUCUGAAGGGCAAGCUGCAUCAAAGCAACCGAAUGGCCCUUGCUCUAGACUUGCUCAAAUAUUGACAAAUAGGUACCCUUUGUGUUGAUGGUUACUCGUGAGCUUAACCAUGCAGAUCAUGUGGCUCCAUUAGUCUAUUUUUGAGUGCAGCAUCAGCCUAAUCAUGACAUUGAUUAUGUUUUAGGUCUCGAGAUAAGACUGCUGAUUUUUUGUCCCUUUUCAUAAUUCAGAAGAUUAGAGUGAAGUACAUACAAGUCAAUUUCUUUUUGUCCAAAACUACAAACUGUGUUUUUGGUUUAUUUUGGGUUCAGCUUUUAUGCAUGGUUUCGAUAAUUAUUUGAGCAUUGUAAAAUAUCACGGGCCUAAAUGUGUAUUUCGGUUUCAUUGUGUCUUUCAUUUUUGAGUCGAUAUUUGUAAAUUUUUGCAUACAUAAAUGUAAAUGCAUUUCUACAGUUUCCAAUUUCCAAACAAUAAAUCAAUUCAAAUUGAGCUGCUAAAAAAAAA
Patiria miniata (bat star) is the source of this 6424-nucleotide messenger RNA. RefSeq lists its product as uncharacterized. NCBI's taxonomy places the organism in Eukaryota, Metazoa, Echinodermata, Asteroidea, Valvatida, Asterinidae. Gene Ontology annotation, cellular component: adherens junction; catenin complex. Gene Ontology annotation, molecular function: cadherin binding; beta-catenin binding; actin filament binding. The record is from RefSeq and is a predicted model, not a curated record. Gene Ontology annotation, biological process: cell-cell adhesion; cell migration.